This is a messenger RNA of Camelus dromedarius (Arabian camel), 4713 nucleotides long. It is a transcript of the gene CRB1, whose product is annotated as crumbs cell polarity complex component 1. The record is from RefSeq and is a predicted model, not a curated record. The transcript is spliced from 12 exons. NCBI's taxonomy places the organism in Eukaryota, Metazoa, Chordata, Mammalia, Artiodactyla, Camelidae. Gene Ontology annotation, molecular function: calcium ion binding. The coding region runs from base 81 to 4301 and encodes 1406 amino acids.
CUUUCUGACUCACAGGGCUUGGGAGCCGCCUGGGACCAGAGCGCCAGCGGCACGCCGGGGCAUGUCCGCUCCGUGAGACCAUGGCACUUGGGGCCACUCGCUGCCUUCUCGUCCUCUACCUGGGUCUGGCCCUGCUCGCCUCCGUCAGAAAUUCCUUUUGCAAUGAAAAUGACACCGAGUGCCUCUCACAUUCCUGCCAAAACAAUUCUACCUGCAAGGAUGCUUCAGAAGACCACAGUUGCCCUUGCGCAGACACAGCCCUUCGUUUGGGCAAAGGCUGUGAUGAGGAGCCAGACCCCUGCGUCUCCAGCCCCUGCCCCGGCAAUGCCACGUGCGUGAGCGCCCCCGGGGAGCGGGGCUUUCUGUGCCGAUGUCCUCCCGGGUCCAGUGGCGCCGCCUGCGACACGGCCGUCGGCGCCUGCGGCGCGGGCCCCUGCCAGCACGGAGGCGUCUGCCGCCACGGCCCCGCGCAGCCCGCCUGCAUCUGCCCUCCCGGGUUUGCCGGAAGCUUCUGCGAGCUGGACCGCGACGAGUGCGCGUCCAGCCCCUGCCGCAACGGCGCCAUGUGCCUGGACGGGGCCAACGGCUACGCCUGCUUCUGCGUCCCGGGCUACCAGGGCCGCCACUGCGACUUGGAGGUGGACGAGUGUGUGUCACAUCCCUGCGGGAACGGGGCCACGUGCCUCAAUGAGAUCGGGAGAUACACCUGCCUGUGUCCCCGCCCUUACUCGGGUGUGAACUGUGAGCUGGAAAUUGACGAAUGCUGGUCCCAGCCCUGCCUGCACGGUGCGACGUGUCAGGACGCGGUGGGGGCUUAUUUCUGUGACUGUGCCCCCGGGUUCCUGGGUGAGCGCUGUGAAAUCAACACCGACGAGUGUGCCAGCGAGCCGUGUCUCCACGGAGGGCUGUGCGUGGACGGAGCCGACAGCUACAGCUGUAACUGCACAGGAAGUGGAUUCACAGGGAAGCAUUGUGAGACCUCGAUACCUCCAUGUUGGUCAAAACCCUGUCACAAUAAUGCGACAUGUGAGGACAGUGCUGACGGUUACACUUGUCACUGCUGGCCUGGAUACACGGGUGCCCAGUGUGAGACCGACGUGGACGGAUGCAGCAGCCACCCCUGCCAGUCGGGCGGGCAGUGCGUGGCGCUGUCCUCGGAGAGCGCGCGCGGGCGCAGCGCGCGGCGGCCUUCUCCCUCCAGCCGCCCCCAGGCCUCCGGCUACGCCUGCGUCUGUCCGCCGGGACUCACAGGAAUCCACUGUGACGAGGACAUUGACGAGUGUUCUUCGAGCCCUUGUCGGAACGGUGGUACCUGUGAGAACUCGCCAGGGAACUACACUUGCCUUUGCCCGUUCGACACCCUUUCUGGAGCACAGUACGGAGGACGGGACUGUUCUGACAUCCUCCUGGGCUGCACCGAUCGCCUGUGUCUGCAUCAUGGGACAUGCAUCCCUCACUUCCAAGACGGCCAGCACGGCUUCCGCUGCCUGUGUCCACCUGGCUACACCGGGUCACUGUGUGAAACUGUCACCACACUUUCUUUUGAGGGCGAUGGCUUCCUGUGGGUCACAAGUGACUCAGCCAAGGACUCAGGCUGUAACAUAGCCCUCAGGUUUCAGACUAUCCAGCCAACAGCUCUUCUGCUUUUCCGAGGGGACAGGGACAGGUCCAUGAUGCUGGAGUUGCUAAGUGGCUACGUUCACUUAUCAGUUCAAGUCAGUAACCAGUCAGAGGUGGUCCUGCUCGUCUCCCAUGACACCAGCGAUGGAGAGUGGCAUUCAGUGGAGGUGACGUUCGCAGAGGCUGUGACCCUUGCCUUACUGGACCCUUCCUGCAGGGGGACCUGCAUCACCAGGGCUCCUUCUCCAUUUGAAAGGGAUGGGUCCACAUGUGCUUUCCAGAACUCCUUUCUGGGGGGUUUACCCGAGGGAACGACCCCCAGUGGUGUGGCUCUGCUGGACCUGGAUGUCUCGACCGUACCACCCACACCCUCGUUUAUAGGUUGUCUCCAAGACGUUCAGAUGGGCUCAAAUCUCAUCACCACGGAGAACGUCACACCCGGGGCCUCCCUGAACGUCGGGGCGGGCUGCGUGAGACAGGACCAGUGUGAAAGCCAGCCUUGUCAGCACAGAGGCCGCUGCUUCAACCUGUGGCUGAGUUACCGGUGUGAUUGCUACAGGCCCUACCAGGGCCCCGACUGUCAGGGAGAGUACGUGGCAGGCAGAUUUGGCCAAGAUGACUCCACCGGAUACGCCGCUUUUCAUCUGGACGAGACUUACAGAGAGGACGUCACCCUCUCCAUGUUUGUUCGAACACACCGCCCGUCAGGCUUACUUCUCACCGUGGGACACAGCGCUUACCGACACCUCCGUGUCUGGCUGGAACGUGGCCGACUAGCAAUGCUGACUCCGAGUUCUUCCAAGUUAUUAACAAAAUUUGUUCUCAGCGAUGGAAAUGUCCACUUGAUAUCUUUGAAAAUCAAGCCAAAUAAAAUUGAGCUGUAUCAGGCGUCACAAAACCUAGGAUUUAUUUCUGCUCCUACAUGGAAAUUCCAAAGCGGAGAUGUCCUCUAUAUUGGUGGCCUGCCUGACAGACAAGAGACUGAAGUUAAUGGUGGCUUCUUCAAAGGCUGUAUUCAAGAUAUAAGAUUAAACAACGAAAACCUGGAAUUCUUCCCAAAUUCAACGAGCAAGGCAGCCCACAGUGCAGUUCUCGCCAACGUGACCCGAGGCUGUCCUGGGGACAACGUGUGUGAGCCCAACCCCUGUUACAACGGAGGUGUCUGCUACGCCCUGUGGGACGACUUCUCCUGUGCCUGCCCCGCCAACACAGCUGGGAAGACCUGCCAGGACCUGCGCUGGUGCGAGCUCGGCCCGUGUCCCCCCGGCGCCCGGUGCCAGCAGGUGCCUGGAGGAUUUGAAUGUACUGCAAAUGCUGUUUUUAAUGGGCAAAGCAGCGAAAUAGUAUUCAGGAGCAACGGGAAUAUUACCAGAGAACUCACCAACAUCACAUUCGGUUUCAGAACAAGGGUUGCAAAUGCGGAGAUCCUGCACGCCGAGAAGGAGCCUGAAUUCCUUAACGUUAGCAUUCGCGAUUCCCGCUUAUUAUUUCAGCUGCAAAGUGGCAACAGUUUUUACAGGCUGAGUCUGACGAGCUCGCAGUCUGUGAAUGAUGGCGUGUGGCACCAUGUGACUCUCUCCAUGACCGACCCACUGGCCCAGGCUUCCAGGUGGCAAAUGGAAAUGGACCACCAAACACCUCCGGUGACCAGCGUGGUCGCCACUGGGAGCCUCAGCUUCCUGAAGGAGGACGUGGACAUCUGUGUGGGGGGCAGAGCGGACGGCCCCGUGCAGGGCCUGCAGGGCUGUCUAAGCACAAUAGCGGUCGGUGGCGUUCACCUCUCUUACUUCGAAAACGUCCGGGGUUUCCUUAAUAAGCGUCAGGAGGAGCAGUUUCUUAAAGUCUCGGUAAAUACGGUGGCCACUGGCUGUUUGCAGUUAAACGCUUGCAAGUCCAACCCCUGCUUGCACGGAGGACACUGUGAGGACACGUACACCUCUCAUCACUGCACCUGUCCUGAGGGAUGGUCAGGGCCCCACUGUGAACGCAACAUUGAUGAAUGUCUUUCAGACCCCUGUAUCCAUGGCAACUGCUCGGACAGGGUAGCAGCCUAUCACUGCAGGUGUGAGCCUGGAUACACCGGUGUGAACUGCGAGGUGGGCGUGGACCACUGCCAGAGUCACCAGUGUGCCAACGGGGCCACCUGCGUCAGCCAUGCCGAGGGCUACUCCUGCCGCUGUCCUGGAAAUUUCACGGGGAAAUUUUGCAGACACACCCGGUUACCCUCCGCUGUCUGUGGGAACGAGAGGACAAACUUCACCUGCUACAACGGGGGCAACUGCACGGAGGCCCAGGGUGAACCACGGUGUCUGUGCACGCCAGGCUUCGCUGGGCAAUGGUGUGAAGAGGACGUUGACGAGUGUGCCUCCAAUCCCUGCCUCCACGGAGGCCUGUGUCGCGACCUGCUAGACAGGUUCCAGUGCGUGUGCGACGUGGCCUUCGCCGGCCCGCGCUGUGAGAUGGACCUGGCAAAUGACUUGCUCGCAGAUGUUUUUGCCGCCGUCGGUUCCGUGACGCUGGCCUUGUUGGUGGUCCUCUCUCUGGCGGUGGUUGCUUCCAUCAUCGCCUCCAACAAACGGGCAACCCAGGGGUCCUACAGCCCGAGCAGUCAGGAAAAGGACGGCUCUCGAGUGGAGAUGUGGAGCGUGCUGGCUCCCCCUGCGACGGAGAGGCUGAUUUAGAGGCAUCCUGUCUCUGGAGGAAGAGAUCCGCACCCGUGAACGGGAUGAUGGUACCCACGGGUUUUUCUGACACCCCUGGAGACAUCAGUGUACGACUGGGAACACUGAAUCUGUGGGAAGCGCUCCUCUGACCACCACAAAGAUGUGCAUCGUGGUUCAACUGGUCACCUUGUUUUAUCAUGUUAUAUUAGCCAAUCACAGAACAGUGUUUUUUUGCACCAGGAAUUUCAGCCUCCUAAUUAGCAAGAACACCUACCAGGGGACAGCGUCUUCUGCAGAAAGCCCCAGUGCCUGUCAGUUAGACUUCACACUUUGCAACCUGGGGACACGUUUUUAGUUUGCCCAUUAGUGGGCUACUGAGAUUUUUUUUUUUUUUUAACACAGAGACAACAGGGGAAAAUAGGCACACUUU